CAGGAAGACUCGCAGCCAAUCCUUCUAGAAACGUCUGGAAUCUUCGCGGCCGGGGGCGGGUUACUUGGAGGCCUCGCGCCGGGGUGUAUAAGUUGGCGUGGCCGUGGCGUGCUUGGCUGGUCCCGACGAGCUCACGCGAUCUCGACAACCCCUCAGGUACAAAGGGGAAGCUACUCAACCCGGACUCAGCUCAAAAGGGGACUGUAAUUUCGUUCUCUGUCCUUCGUUCUCUCUUCAUGUCGUGUUGGUAUCUCACUAAUUUCUUCUUCUCGCCGAAGUUCCGCGUCUUGCAGCUGCGAUUGCCAUUUACCCUGUUUUAUUGUAAAGGCGGCUUCUCCCCCUGUCAAUUGAGAUCCUCUAAUUCGGGAAGCUAACGUCGAUAGGAUAAGUUUUUGCGAACAUUUUGCUGUCGACUGGCAAUUUUCUUCGUUUCAACCAAUCUUUGGAAGUCCUUGAAUUCUUCUACUCUUUGACAUGCAGGAACCAAUCUUUAGUGGUUUGAAUUCUUCUACUCUUUGACAUUCAGGAAAGCCAUUUUCAGAUUGAACUAGUUCGAUUGAUGCGAUUUUUCAAACAAAGAUCACCUCUUUUUGACCUGUUCUUGACUGCGUUGGAUUUCAUUCAUGUGCUCCGUUAAGUGAGCUCUGUUCUGGUUUUCGAUCACAUUUGCUGGUUGGAUGCUUUUGGUCAUGGAUUCGUUCCACGGCAUUGUGAAAGCAGAGGAGUUCGACUUCGACUUCGACAUCGCCGGCGCGUCGGCGGAGGGCGCGCCGUCGUCGCCGUGGGCCGCCGGCGCGCCGGAGCUGCCCCGGCCGAUGGAGGGCCUCCGCGAGGCCGGUCCACCGCCGUUCCUGACCAAGACGUACGACAUCGUGGACGACUCCAGCACAGACACGGUCAUCUCCUGGGGAUUCGCCGGAAAGAGCUUCGUCGUCUGGGACGCCAACGCCUUCGCCACAGUGAUCCUCCCGCGCUGCUUCAAGCACAGCAACUUCUCCAGUUUCGUCCGGCAGCUCAACACCUACGGGUUCAGGAAGGUUGAUCCGGACAGGUGGGAGUUCGCGAACGAGGGGUUCCUUCGGGGCCAGAGGGAGCUCCUCAAGACGAUCAAGCGCCGGCGGCCGCCUUCGAGCUCGUCGGUGCAGCAGGCGCAGGGGCAGGCGGCGUGCCUGGAGGUGGGCCAGUUCGGGCGCGAGGGCGAGGUGCACCGGCUGCAGCGCGACAAGGGGAUCCUGCUCAUGGAGGUGGUGAAGCUGCGGCAGGAGCAGCAGGCAACGCGCGCACAGAUGCAGGCGAUGAAGGAGCGCAUCACGGUGGCAGAGCAGAAGCAGCAGCAGAUGACGGUGUUCCUGGCGCACGCCAUGAAAAACCCGGGCUUCCUCCGGAUGCUCGUUGACCGGCAGGGCCUGGGCGGCUGCUGGAGGGAGCUCGAGGACGCACUCUCGAAGAAGCGCCGCCGCCCCAUCGAGUACCUCCCACGCCACGGCGAGAGCAGCAGCAGCUCCGUGGGGUCGGCGGCGUCGGGCCACUAUGUUCCCGGCAUUCCGAUCGGCGUGGACGGCGUGUCGGAGGUGACCGACGACGAGAGCCUACGCGAGGAGAGCGGCGCCGGCGGAGGCGAGGACACGGAGAACUUCUGGGUGGAGCUGCUGAGCCUCGGCCUCGAGGAGAAGCGCCGUGAGGGCGGCGGCGGCGAGGAGGAGGGGAGCAGCGCUGACGUGGACGACGACGUGGACGUUCUGGUGCAGAGCAUCUACGACCUCAACCCGAACCCGAGCAGUCCAAGUCCCAAGUGAAAGUUCCAGAACAUUCUAGACUCCACCCAGUAGCAUUGUAAGAAGGGGUUAGUUAUUGUUCUGUGCCAACUUUUUUUUUAUAAAAAGCGAGUUUCAUUUAAACAUAAGUAAUUCUACAAAGGUGGAAGUCACCUAGAAAGAAGAUUGUAAUGCCUCAACUAUUGAGCAUUGUUGAUCAUGAAGGAAAUAUGUAAAAGAAGUAGCUGGUCUCUCA
Phragmites australis (common reed) is the source of this 2010-nucleotide messenger RNA. RefSeq names its product heat stress transcription factor A-2a-like. The transcript is spliced from 2 exons. The record is from RefSeq and is a predicted model, not a curated record. The coding region runs from base 678 to 1796 and encodes 372 amino acids. Gene Ontology annotation, cellular component: nucleus. Gene Ontology annotation, biological process: regulation of transcription by RNA polymerase II. Gene Ontology annotation, molecular function: DNA-binding transcription factor activity; RNA polymerase II cis-regulatory region sequence-specific DNA binding. NCBI's taxonomy places the organism in Eukaryota, Viridiplantae, Streptophyta, Magnoliopsida, Poales, Poaceae.